CGUGUUCUCUGUCCCACCUCUGACGCUUCAGGUCAGGUAAGAAAACUUCCCAGCUUUAUUUUAUUUUAUUUUAUUUUACCUGUGCCGUCACACAGGUAAACACUCUGAAGAUUCCGUCAGUAAAGUAGGGGGGAGUUUGACCUCCCUAGGGGUGCCAGGGCUUCCGUAGCCAUGGCUGAAUCCCAGCUUAUAUGCAUGGAGGACGGACACAUCGGUGUCAACGUCCCGGAGUCCAAGCCGGAGUUCUACUACAGCGAAGAGCAGCGUGCUGCCAUCGAGGAGCUGCUGAAGAAUGGCGACGGCGCCUUCAAGACGCGACUCAAGGAAGACAACGCGAAAGACUUUUUAUCCGCGAGGGAAGUUAAAGUUCUCGUGAGCACUUUCAAACAAUAUGACUCUAAUGACACCAGCAGCAGCAGCAGGACGGCGGAACAGGGAGCCUCUGGAACCGACGCAGACUCAGGGGUUCAUUCUACCUACUGGCCACUGAUGUCGGACACCGAGGUCCCGUCGCUGGACAUCGGCUGGCCCAGCGGUGGGUUCUUCAGAGGGGUGACCCGGGUGGCCGUACACACCCACCCACCCAAAGACAACGGACCGCACAUCAAGGAGGUGGUGCGGCGGCUCAUCCAGGAGGCGAGCAAGGUCAUUGCCAUAGUGAUGGACAUGCUCACAGACAUCCACAUCCUGCAGGAUCUGAUGGAUGCUGCUUGCCGUCGGUCUGUGCCUGUUUACAUUGUGUUGGAUGACCAAGCUGUUCCUCACUUCCUGGACAUGUGUUCCAGGCUUCAGAUUGGCUCGCAGCACCUCCGGUUCAUCCGAGCAAGAUCGCUUCAAGGAGUUGGCUUCAGUAUGUCCUUUGGUAAACUCCCUGGUUCGCUUUUUAGUAAAUACAUGCUGGUGGAUGGAGACAAAGUUGCCUUUGGCUCUUACAGUUUCUCUUGGUCUGCUUCCCGAAUGGACCGAAACAUGAUCACUGUGAUGACGGGGCAGGUGGUGGAUGCCUUUGACAGAGACUUCCGUGAGCUGUACGCCAUAUCCGAGAAGUUGGACCUCUACAAGGAGUUCCACGUCAGUCCCCCUGCUGCUAACGUCACCGCCACUAUUCGCUCCAAAUUGGAGCCCAAACGCCCUCCGUUACCGGCGACCACAUCCCGUUUCCAGGUCAGCCUCGGAGACUCUCGGAAUGUUGAAAUCCAGGUUCCUGCCCACAAAUACUACAAUCCCAAAUACUCGCUGCUGUUCGGAGGUUCUGCACUUCCUGCAAGAUCUCUGCAUGACGAAAGACCAAAGCCGGGUCUCGCAGAUCUUCAUGAAGAGGAGGGAAGGCCUCGAGUGGCCAGCAGUCUUAAGCUAGAUCCUCAGAGUCCGUUGUCCUCAGAGGCCCCAAGUGAGAACUUCAAGACGUCAAACAAAGUAUCUCUGGGGAAAAAGAGAGGCUUUACUUGGAAGUUGCCGAGAAAAAAAUCUCAGAGUAAGCUUUCUGUUAAAAAUAUAGGAAGUGCUUCACCGACAGAGACUCAUCCCAAUGAAUUGGAAGACGGUGCCACGGUGGUUGUGGUAACCCCGACCAAAGGGAGUAAGAAGCUUUCUAAACUGGACCAAAGAACGCUGUCUCAGCAAACUGUCACCACGUCACAUGACAAAGAAAGUUUGAAGAGUCGUCGUCAUGGAAAAUCAGGAUGUAAAAUAUCCUAAGCUGAACUUGUUUGACACUUUUAAUAGUGUACAGUUACAUGAUCUUAAAACAGAUGAGGAAAUGACUUUAAUGAAGAUGGUGUGGCACACUGCAGCGUUAUGCACGUUUGAAUGAAGACCAGAUGAAUGUCCAGUCCUUCAGGUUUUUAUCUACUGGUUUCACAUCUGGAGCCUAAUGUACCAUGAGGCUGAUCUGGCAGAAUCUCUGGAAUCACAUAUUUGUGUUGAGGCCUUUUUAACCCAUCUUGUUAUUGGACUGGGUUUGUUUUUUAUUUUUAUUUUUUCUUGCAAACAUGGGUGAAGUUUUUAAAGUUGUUCAGGGAAUGUAUUUAUGUGUCACACUUGUUUAUCUAAAUUGCAAAGUAAGAAAAACCACAUUUAUUCCUAGAGAAAUAUUGUUUGGUUUCAGAUUUAAAUUAGUUGCGAUGAGUUGCAUCUUAAAAUGUUUUUUCAAACCUAUUCAGCCACGCUGACUCUUCCAAAUAUAUCGAGCAUAUAUUUCUAUGAUGAAUCCUGGUUUGCAAAACAGUUUAUACACUACUGAUAUUGCAGCCAACAGACUACAGAUUAGAUUUGUAUUUAUUGAAUCCGGUCAUUUUUACUUUUGUUUUUGCCCACAUAUAUGAUUAUGUACUGAACGAUGACUCCACCACACUUCUGCCCAUGUGUGUUGCCUUUCUUUGCCGUUUGUAGAUAGACGACGUUAAGAAAAUAGAAUUGGUAUCUGCUCAACUGACACAUUAACUUUCCUAACAAUGGGAAAUAAUUUAAAGUAGAGGUGUUUAAAGAGACAUAGACAUGCUUUUUAAUGCUGAAGAUGAGCUACUCUUGAGUUACUACAAACAGUGUGUGAAGUUUAACGGUUAACUGCUCUUAUUUAUAAUAGCAACCAUUCAGAAGUCCAACUAUAGCGUAAAGGAUAUGUUUCAAGAUUAAUUUGACAUUUUUAUCCAGAAUCCUCUGUCUUCUUUUCAGCAGCAUGAUCAGCCUCUGGUAUUUGUCUUGACUCCGGAUGGCGCUACAUAAAAAAAAAGUUCCCUUUUAUUUGAAGUAGGCAGCCCUCAUUUGCAUGGUGUGUGUUUACAGUGUGUGAAAGUUCAUGGUAGCAUUCAUGUUUUUUCUUUUUCUUUUUUUUAUCAGAGAAUUGCUUACCAUCAGAUUACUCUCAUCUUGGUGACAGGAAGAUGCGAUACAGCAGCAGAUGUCAGUUGAUAGAAAAGCGUGUAAAGAUAUACACCAGCACAACAACAUGGUUGGUUUUAUUUCUGUGCACUUGAAAUAAAACCACUCCAUUAAGUUGUACUAAACUUAAAAAUUAUAUACUGUGAUUACCUUUAGCAGACUUUUAACUGUUUUUGCACCAUUUCGCACAAGUAACUUUGAACCUUUUUGAUUUUUGUGUUACAUUUUGAUUCACUCAGAGUAGAAAACAAGAGAUCCUCACUUAAAUCAACAGACACUGUUACCCAUUUAGUGGCAUGUUGGGUUGUUGGAUAUAGACAAAGGUUUGAUGUCUAUCAUUUAUUGUUUUUGUGGGUUUCAAUAAAUCCGUUAUCCACCGAGUCUA
This is a messenger RNA of Poecilia latipinna (sailfin molly), 3265 nucleotides long. Its product is annotated as protein FAM83F-like. Bases 172 to 1698 code for a protein of 508 amino acids. Lineage: Eukaryota; Metazoa; Chordata; Actinopteri; Cyprinodontiformes; Poeciliidae. The transcript is spliced from 5 exons. Gene Ontology annotation, biological process: signal transduction. Gene Ontology annotation, molecular function: protein kinase binding. The record is from RefSeq and is a predicted model, not a curated record.